This is a messenger RNA of Procambarus clarkii (red swamp crayfish), 3382 nucleotides long. RefSeq names its product DnaJ domain-containing protein (gene jdp). Gene Ontology annotation, cellular component: cytoplasm. Lineage: Eukaryota; Metazoa; Arthropoda; Malacostraca; Decapoda; Cambaridae. The record is from RefSeq and is a predicted model, not a curated record.
CCGAAACGUAAACAAGGGAGUGGAAAGAGAGAGCGUGGAUGUGAUUGGCGUAAACUCGAGCAGAUAAUUCUGGGUUCAGCCAAUGGGCGUGGCCAGAUAGAUUGACGUCACGGAGCCUGGGAUGCUAGGUCGCCAGUCUGCUCCACUUGUUGAAGUGCCUCAGUCCACCCACACGCGCCAACACCUGUCAUCUCCAUCACCCACCAUCAUGAUGGACGAAUUUCUGAGCUGCGAUAAGAAAAAGGAUAAUUUCUAUGACAUUCUUGGAUGUGACCCAAUGUCUUCGGUUGAACAAAUUCAGGCAGAGUACAAGGUGCGUGCCCUGCAGCUGCACCCAGACAAGAACCCUGACAACCCUGAGGCUGAAGGACAGUUUCAGAUGUUGCAGGUUGCCAAGGAUACUCUUAGUGAUCCAGAAAAAAGGGCACAGUACGAUCGGUGGUUGAAUAGUGGCAUAACUAUUAGUUAUGACAAAUGGUGUGGCAUGAAGCAGCAUAUGACCACUACUCUUCAUUGGGCCACUCCUAACACAAAGGAGAGAAUGUUGGAGCCUGGCACCUCUCAAGUAGCUCCACCUAAGCCAGGAGCUAGGAGGAGCUCUGAACAAGGCUUAUUAUACAGUAGGGGAAAGGAGUCUGUCACAGUUUCCAGACCCACUGAAGGAUGGGAACGUGAUUCUUCAGAUGUUAUGAAAAAGUUCAGGAAUUAUGAAAUUUAAGGUGGAUUUUGCAUUAAAUUAAUGACGAAUGGCAUAGGCUUGUAAAAACUGGUAAUCUAUCUGGAGAAAAAAGUCAAAGAAGAGGCUGUUUUCUUGACUCACAGUUGCUUGCCCAAAAGAAUAAAGGUGUCAGUGAGGCCAUAGGAACUCUCACUACAGGUUACAGAAAAUUAUAAAAAUAAAGCUUAUUUUGCUAUUGUUUUGAAUGCACAUAGUGUAUCCACAUGCACAGUUAGAUUAAAAAAGUUCCAAAAACUCAAUGUGAUGUGCUAAUGUUGUAUGAAUGUUAUGCAUUGAAAAAAUGUAAUGCAUGCCUGGUGUGCAGUGUAGCAGGACAGGCUGGAGAGCACAGUCACUCAGGUGGGUGUGGUGAAUUUUAUGGGAAAGGAUCACUUGGAUCAGUCAUAGACAUAUGGACACAGUUCCUAACACCUGAUACCUCUGUUCACCAGCUGUAAAAUAGGUGCCUGGGGAGUUAGGGAACUGUUGUGGGUUGCAUCCUGGGAAUGGUCAGUUGUUGGCCUAGGGAGACCUUGGUGAGUCUAGUAGGCUUCCUAUCUAUGACUGCAAGAAAACUCUUUGUUGAAUGUUAAUGUGAAACAAAUUUAUGGUGCAUUAAUUCAUCAUUUUGCAUUGUGGACAUAUCACAGGAGUGGCUGCACUUUUCAGCCAACUAUAACAGAACUGUAUUAAAAAGUAAUGAUGCAACAUCCUGUAUGAGGUUGACUUCUUAAAGACUAGGCAUGUUUUUUCUUUUGCAAUCCCUAGUGUUUUUAAAAUAAAAUCAAUCUCUGAUCUUUUAAACUAAAACAAUACUUAGUGAAUAAGUGAGAAUGUAUGAAUAAAUUAAAGUGAGAAUGUGCAUCUUGGUUGGAGGGGGGAGUGAGCUGCAGUUCUUGGAUCCCACUUCAAAACUCUUUAUCGACUGGUGCACAAGUUUCUAGGCCUAUUGAGCUCUGUUACAUCUACAAUUGAAGAUGUGUAUGGAGUCUGCCUCCACCACUUCACUUGGUGCCUUUCAUGUAUUCAUUAUUGUGACAAUUUUUUUUCUAAUUUGUCUGUGAUUUGGAUGCCAUCUGUGUCCUUGUCUCUUAUUUUCCUAAGAAUUAUGUAUGUGAGGAUCAUUUGUUCCUCAUUCGUUUUCACUUCCAGUGACGUCAGGUUCAAUUUCUUUAGUCUCUCCUCUUGACUCUGAAACUAGUCUGGUGGCACGAGCUUCAUUCAGCAUUGUUUUGUUUAUGCAACCCUUCGUCCUGUUUAGAUAGUACUUACAGUAAAGAUGUACAUAUUGAGUUAGGUAGUUAAAUUCAGGUAAAUAUAUUGAUGUAAUGGGCAAUUAGAUAGAAUUUCAUACUUUUCUCUUUAUAAAUCUAGAAAAAAUAUAGGAAAAAACUAAACUUUAAUAUUCCUAGGCCUAAUAUAGCACACACAUGUACUAUAUUAGGCUUCAGGUAGCAUGUCUUAGCCCUAAGAUGGUUUUAUUAGCAACAUAAAUACAAAUAAUUUUUCCGGUUUGUCCAAAUACAGUAGUACCAAAUUUUACUAAUUGUCCAUUAUGUCGCUAUAUGUAUGAUGGUCCACAUCUUUACUACUGUAUACAGUAUAUACUAUCUAUACAGGACGAUGGGCUGGUUUAAUGAGUUAAACAUAUAUUCCAGAAUUGGUCUGACAUACUGUAUGUGGUAUAUAAGGUCCUAAAUAACUCCCUGAUAAGAUUCUUAAGGCAUUUCUUGUAUGCGAUAACCUCACAUAUGCAGUUGAUGAUAUUCAUUUGAUGUGGGCUUCUGUUGACAGUUUUAGUGUAAUAUCAACACCAAUUCUUUUUCUGUCCAAUUUCAGGAGGGAUUCCUCUCCCAAAUGAUACCUUGCAUCUGGCUUCCUGCUCCCAGCUCCAUCACUUUGCAUUUGCUUGAAUUAAACUGCAAGUGCCUAGCUCCAGCAAGUGUCUUCUUAUUUCAUCUCUGGUUAUUUCAAAGUCCUGUAUCCUGAUUUGUCACCAUUCCUUUUAGUUCAGGAAUUUCCCCUGUCUAUUGGGAAUACAGUAUCUGGAAUCUUGUACAGAGGUCUUCACAGACUGCUGUCAUUCUUGGUGAAUGAAUCCUCUCAUAUCCUCAGUUUCUUCAUCUACUCUUACUGUUGUUUAUCUCCUGAUGUGGCUGUGAAGCAACUUUGGAUGGGUCUUUUACCUGCAAUGUAGUUUUAAAACUCCCUGUUUAACUUCUUGAGGUAUUUAUAUCUGGUCCUGUGGUAUCUGUCCCUGCUCUCUUGUAAUUUUGUUCUUGAAGUGUUUCCAUUGACUAAUACCUAUGCACUUCUCUCACUUCAUUAUAUCUUUGGUUAAACCAUGGGUUAGUAAUACACUUUUCAAUGUUCUUCCCUUGGACAUGGAUAAGUAAGCAGGUGUAAAAGUGUGUGUGCGUGCAUCCCGAUACCUAAAGCCUCACCAAGUGGAAAUUUAGAAGGUUCCUACAUCUGAUACAGACAUGGACCAAAGCUACUUAAUAUAUUAUGUUUUGCAGGCCUACUGUAGGAAGUUAUGAUGAUGGUAUUUUUGUCACAUUUUAAUUAAGUGUAUUAUAAAUGUGCACAUGUUUUGGCCAAUUUAGUGUAUAUUGUUUAGAAAUACUGUAUAUGUAAAUUAAAUGACCUCUUACAGCUAGUUUA